AGGCAUAUGGGAGAUGCUUGCGGCAUGGUCAUCGCGAUCAAGAGCAAAAGUCGAUGAGAGGCUUCCAAUAGAGGAAGAACACCGGCCGCCUGGUGAGCGCGCUAGCGCCAAAAGGAAGCAUUAUUCCGAGCUCAGUCUUAGCCAGAUAAGGUCGGGACACUGCGCGCGAGAGGAACCUGAUUCGAUCACCUUGCAGCCAUUGGUCCGUGCUGAGCAGUCACAGUACGCGUUACUACAUAAAACAAGGAGAGCAUUAUUGACCACGGGCCCAUCCCUCAAAAUUACCAUCUCAAUAGGGUCAACGAACGCUCAAUGCAUCUCAUCCUCACCGGUGCGACGGGCCUCGUGGGGUCUGCCGUGCUGCACCACAUCCUCUCGCUGCCGCCGACGUCUGCCGCCGCGCAGCAGCUCAGCCGCCUGACGAUCUUAGGCCGGCGCGCCGAGAUCCCGCUGCUCAGCCACCCGGAUCGCCCGACGGCUAAUACGCAGACCAAGAUUGCCGUGGUGCCCCACGCCGACUUCAACAGCUACAGCACAGAGGUGCUCUCGAAACUCAAGGACGCUGGUGACGGCGACGGCAAGGUCGGUGUCGUCUGGGCGCUCGGAUGCUCGUCGCAGGACGUCAAGGAGGAGAAGCUGUACGACGAAAUCACGCGCAUCUACCCUCUCAAAGCUGCCGAGGCCUUUUCCACAUCGCUGGGCGCGCAGCAAGUCAACUUUGUCUACGUCUCGGGCGAAGGCGCGACGACGACCCCGGGCAUGUUCACGAUGAUGUUCGGCCGCGUCAAGGGCCAGACCGAGCGAGAGCUCCUCGAGCUCAUGUCUCGGGAGCCUUACAGCACAGCUCUCCGCGUCUACUCUGCCCGGCCCGCCGCAGUCGAUGGGGGAAAGCAGGCAGCAAUCAAUGACGAGGCAGCAAGGAGAAAUUACAGGCAGUCGGUGGCCUUUAAGGCUACGGAAAAGUUGCUCCUUCCCCUGUUGCGUGCGGGCCUGAUGAAGUGUUUCCACAGUCCUACGCAGGAGCUGGGAAGGGUGUUGACGGAGUUGGCCAUGGGCAAUGGCGAGAAGCUUUCGGGAAAAGGCGUCGAGGGCGAGGGCAGGACCAUCUCGAAUGCAGGAAUAAGGGAGAGGUAGAGGUCCCAGUCAUUCUUGCACCUGGAAUCCCCUCAUGUCUUUCUCUUGUUUCUUUUUGCGAGAUGAUAGAUGCUUCUAGUCGAGUGGAUGUGCGGGGCCAUGAACGGGAAGUAAUAAAUGGAUACGGGCUGGCAUCUUGGUCGGAUAUUGCAUGCAACAGUGUGCAAACAAGUCAAGUCUGCGAACGCGCAGUCGAAGACGCCCUGACUUUAACGAGAGGCAGGGCUGGUUGUAGAGCUAAAUCCUCAGUCGCACAGUCUCUCGCGAGAAAGAGGGGUAACGGCCCUACCACAAUGGCCAAAGCUUUUGAAAUGAAGGAACAUUGGGCAUACAAGGUAGAGUAGCAAGGAUACACGGAUGGAAUCUGGACGGCCCGCCCACCUACUUACACUUGUCGGCGGAAUUCUUGUUGAUGAGGCACAUUCUCCACGUACCAUUUUGUGGAGAGCUCCAAUUAUCCUCAUUUCCACUGAUCCACGUCUGUUCGUUUGGACCA
This is a messenger RNA of Acaromyces ingoldii, 1630 nucleotides long. RefSeq lists its product as hypothetical. The record is from RefSeq and is a predicted model, not a curated record. The coding region runs from base 313 to 1134 and encodes 273 amino acids. Lineage: Eukaryota; Fungi; Basidiomycota; Exobasidiomycetes; Exobasidiales; Cryptobasidiaceae. The transcript has a single exon.